AUGACGCAUUACUACAACGAAUACUUCGAUUACGAGGCCGAUCUCGCGAACAAGCAGCGCGGAAAGUGGAACGGCGGCUCGGGGGUGCUUCCCGAGGGCCUGCUGCCGCGCUGGCUGGCGCUCGCCGCGGCGAACGUGCUGCUCAUCGGCAGCGUCGUCACGCAGCUCGCCUUCUUCCGCGCCCCCGCGCAAUGCGUCGCGUGCGCGACGCUCUUCCUCUCCUGGGCGUACACCGCGCCGCCCUUCAAGCUCCACUAUCGCGGCUUGGGCGAAGCGACCGUUGCCGCCGUGCUGACGUGCAGCGUCCCCGUGAUGGGCGCGCUGCAGCGCCGCGACGACAACGCGUUCGUGCUUCCCACGUCGCUCCGCGCGAUCAUCCCGCUGCUGUGCGCGCAGCAGUUGGUGCGGAUGAUGAUCAUGAAUCUCCCCGACAUCGAUUCCGACCUGCAGUGCGGCAAAAUCACGUUGACCGCGCGACUGGGGCCGGAGCGCGACGAUCCACGUGGCAUCGACGUCGCUAAUGCUGGUCCUAGCGCAAGCCGUGGUGCUGAUGACGCAGUGAGUGAAAGUGAGUCAUCAUGGGCGGUGGAUGCGGGAAGUGGCGAGAGGUAA
Messenger RNA from Closterium sp. Naga37s-1, 612 nucleotides. The record is from the annotation of a GenBank genome assembly. Lineage: Eukaryota; Viridiplantae; Streptophyta; Zygnematophyceae; Desmidiales; Closteriaceae.